CUUGCUCUUGCCCGACCAUUAACGUCGCUGUAAGAGCUGCUGCCGCGCGGCUCCUAACCCACCACAGCCUGUGUGGUCAGCCGAGGAAAGGGCUGCUCCUCUGCCGCUCACGUUUCUCCGCCUGUACACAUACACGCACAGAGACACACAGAGCCUCCGAGCGCGUCUCCGCAGGCAUGAGACUCCGGCUGCUCCUGUGUGUCGUGUUUUUCCUCCUGGCGAGCCUCCUGCCUGCCGACGGACAGAGGACAGCCAACCUGGCCCUGCGCAGGAAGCUCCACCGGCACGGCUGCUCCCACCGGCGCUGCGUGCCGCUCCACUCCAGGGUGCCCUUCCCCUGAGUCCUGCCGGAGCCUGGCCCAGCAAUUGCAUAAUGGGCUUUCAGUGUUUUAAAGGAGCAACAAUUAAAUCGAUGGAGAAGUUAGUCAGCAGUCCAGAUCAACAACAGCUGACCUGAGAGAGCCACUGCAGUCCUGUCUUCAGCAAUCCUGUCUGCCACAUUCUGCAAGACCUGGAAGGCCCUUGCUCACACCUUAGAAAGUGGGGGGGGUAGAAAUGGAGGGUGGUGAUGGGAGGAUGUACAUGAAACUUACCUGGCUGAAACAUUCCAUACGAAUUCCUUGGCUCUCAUAAGGACUACUGAAAGCUGAAGACCAAAUCAAACAUCAGAUACCUGAGACAGAUUUUCAGUAGCCUUAAGAAGGAUCUGUACAAAGUGACUCUUAAUGGUCUAUACUGUUCAGGCUGAAACUGGAUGUUCUGUUGACUACUUAAUUCAGGCUGUGUAUAGGGCAGCAUUUAAGGUGAAACAUCAGACUCCAGCACAGAAUUGAGAAAGUCUGGGUUUUUUUGUUUAUACUUUAUAUAUUAAUAAUAUAUACAGCUAUAUUUUUACAGCUAACAUUACAUCUUUAUGGAAUUGCCUUAACAAUAAUGUAGAAUGUAUUACUGCUAUAGUACCAAAGUCAUCACUACACUACUGGUCCUUCUGGCUUCAUGUAUAGUAAGCACAGCAGGAGUUUACAAUGUAAGAAAGUGAAGAAAGUAUUAUCCCUCACUCUAUAGAUAGAGAAUUGAAGCACAGGGAGAUAAGAGAUUAGCCAAGGGUCAUGCAAAACUUUGAUAACUUGUAUCCCUGAACUCAGGCUUUAAGGUCAAGCCCAUCUUCCUGUCUAAUGAGCUGUUACUGCAAAGCCUAUCAUUUGUUUUCUUAAACUGGGCUGCCAAACCAGACAGCUGAAGCAUACUUGAAAAUUCAGAACUAUAGAACUAUUUGCUUAAUAGUAGUUUACCUAAAAUACCCACUACAGCAUUAUAAAUAGAGCAUAAAAAUAGACCAUUGAAAAGAAACCUUUGUUUGGUGAACCCCAGUGUUGCGUAGUACUCUAUUCCUGUAAUUUAAAUGAAUGGGAUAUCUGGAACACAGCACUACAAUGAAUGAGAACUUCAAACAGAAAACAGGCUGUUCUUUUCAGUACUGGAGGUCAAAAAUACAUUGAGCUUUUAUUUUAUGGUUUGUUUUCAAAAAUAUAUAUUUUGCAUGUUUUUAUAUCACCAGAAAUUCCAAACGUGCCUAUAAAGGAAAACAUGGUAGCCCUUUCAUUAGCUGAACUAAACCAAAUCUGAAAUAAGUCAUACCCAGAUAUUUAAGUCAUAACACUAGCGUUGCAAUGUCCACAUUUUUUAUAAGUUGUAUAAAGAUGAGUGAAGAUCAGCAGUGCCAUGGUUUAAAUCCAGUAUCAGAUUUUUGUCUUGCAACAUGGUUUCUAAUAACAACAGCAAUCAAGAAAAGUGGACAGCUGAAACUUUCUGAUCAGUGCCUGUAUCUAACCCCUCAUCUCUAAGAACUUGACACCUGAAUCAGAUUCACGCUGGCAGAGCUUAACAGAAGUUUCAAAUGUCUCUGUAUAGAGACAAAAAAAACAAAACCAAAACCAAACCCCCCCCCCCAAAAAAAUCUCCGAACAUCACACCUUAUUCCGGAGUUCUAGAAAAUCAUUAAAAGAAGGUCAAACUUAUCUACACCAACAGCCCUGCAGUUAAACCUUUGGAUUUUUGAGGGAAAAAAAACAAAACCAAAAAACCCCAAACAACAAAGCAGUUUUCAAAAAUCAGAGGCAACUACCAAUAAUUUUAUUUUUUUUUUUUAUCAUUUAACUUGGCUUUUCAUAUGUAUCCAUAGCUAUCUCUGUUUAGAAGUACAGGUAAAGAGUAUGAGAAAGCAAGAAAGGCAAAGAGUAACUAUUUUAACAGUUAUAAAUGGGUAUAUGGAUUUAAUGUGGCAUUGGAUAUUUUAAAUAACCAUAAUUCAGUUAACUUUGAUAAAAUCAUACAAAAAGCAUAAUGUAUCUUAGUAAAGAGCUAUAUAUGCACAUUGCUUUACAAAUGUAAAAACAAAACAAGUACCAAAGCGCCCUUGGAAGCCCAUUGUCAGUCUACAAAAUUAUUUUAAGUGUCCGUUCUUUUUAGACAUGCUGAUACCAUAGAAUCUUUGAAAAAGACAUUGAUUGUGAUUUUUGAUAGAUAAGUUUAUCAAUGAGCUGGCUGAUUGUAUAUUUUGUAAAAGAUGGUAUGCACUUCAAAUAAAAUCCUACCUUAAAUAA
Messenger RNA from Melopsittacus undulatus (budgerigar), 2603 nucleotides. It is a transcript of the gene APELA, whose product is annotated as apelin receptor early endogenous ligand. The record is from RefSeq and is a predicted model, not a curated record. The coding region runs from base 177 to 341 and encodes 54 amino acids. The transcript has 3 exons. Gene Ontology annotation, biological process: apelin receptor signaling pathway; heart development. NCBI's taxonomy places the organism in Eukaryota, Metazoa, Chordata, Aves, Psittaciformes, Psittaculidae. Gene Ontology annotation, molecular function: apelin receptor binding.